AUGACAGACUACUACAAUAAGCUUUCCCAGAUUUCUGAGGCUUCUUAUAACCCCGACGUCAAGGCUUGGCGUUUCAGAGUCAAAGUACACAGGGUCUACCCUCUCUAUUCCUCGGUUACCAACAGGGUUAUGCCUUUCUAUUCCUAUGUCCUAGUAGAUGAAGAUGGGUGCAAGAUGGAGAUGACCGUUUAUGGGGAUUAUGAAAGUUUUAGAGGCCUCGAAAACAAGGAGGGAGAAUGGGUGGAAAUCUUUCGGGUAGGAGUUGAACGUUCCUAUGUAGGUUUCAAUGCAACUAACUCUCGGUUCAGACUAACUGCUUCGCCACUCACACAAGUCCGCAUGAUCGAUCCUCUGAACAAUCGGCUUUUCAUGGACUUCAAGAACAUCCAUGCAAUCCCUCACAUGUCCCACAGGGAACGAAACUAUCCCAUAGAUACAAUUGGAGUGGUCUUCAAUACGGAAGCCCGUUUCGAUGACCCUGCAAGACCAACGGUGAUUUUUUACAUAAGGGACAACAUUGACAUUCAGAUUAAAUGUGUGGCAACUGGCAAGCAGGCCUAUGUCUUCCGGGAUGGUCUUGAAAAUGUGGAAGGUAGACAAGUGAUUGUGACCCUUAAGAUGUGGAAUUGGACUAAAACGUUUACUAAAAUCAUUUACAUUAAUACAUAUUUAUUUGAUCCUCCUGAUCUAUGGCUUGAGACCGAAGGUGGACUUUCAGACUUCAGGUUCAAUCCGCGUUUGACCGAGGUUGAGGACUUCAGGCAGUCUCUACUAAACAGCGACCCUUAUGUUCAAAAAUAUGGGAUUGAAGGUCUUGUGUAA
Molecule: messenger RNA, 822 nt
Organism: Raphanus sativus (radish)
Lineage: Eukaryota; Viridiplantae; Streptophyta; Magnoliopsida; Brassicales; Brassicaceae
Exons: 5
Coding region: 1-822 (273 amino acids)
Source: RefSeq, a predicted model, not a curated record